AACGAAUGUCAAACGAUGUCAAACGCGCUACAUCUCUGUCAGCCUCCUCUCUCUAUAUAGUUAUCUUAAUUUAGGAAGGGGCUAAGGAGGGAAAGAGAGAGAAGAAGAAAAGAAGAGAGGGAGAAAGAGAGGAUAAAUGUAGAAAUUGCGAGCUGCGAAAGACGAACAGAUCCCCUUUAACGAUAGUUCACGGCGGCCAUGGAUUAAAUACGCUGCAAUCGUUGGCCUCUCGGUUCAGCUUAUUUAUUUUUUUAUUUUUAGUUUUUUUUUCGUUCGCAUAAAUACAUCGGAGAGUUCCUCCUGAAAUUACCGAUCCGCCACGCGAUCGGAUAUGGCUACGAUCGAUCCUCGACACCUGUCAUUAUUGCUAAUUGCGCUGCUCGCUGCAGCGUUAACCUCAUCUGUCAACGCGGAACCAGAUGGCACGUCUUCAGGAUCUUUGGAUUCUCCGACGAAAUCGGCGUUCGAGCACCGAGUCGACGAUAAAAAUUCCUCGAAGUCAUGGGACACCAGCCUACAUUCUGUAAGGCUGGCAGAAGGAGGACCCAUAUCGAUAUCCUCAACUACUCAGCAUGCAAACAUAGAAAAUAGUACAAUUGCUGGAUUAAACAAGCCUGAUGAAUCCAGAACAGAAGAGAAUGUGCCUAAAGAGCAUGCUUUUUUUAUUAAGAAGGAAAAAAUAAAACCAAGGAAGGGUGUGGAUCUAAACAUGGAUCCCAAGAUGACAAUUAAUCAAACUAGUUCAAAGAAUACAGAAUCUGUGAUGGAAACUGUCUCUGCGGAAACUGUUAAGGCCAAUAAUCAAUUUAACACUUCUACCAUCGAUACUCCAAAAUUAAAUGUCACUAAUUUGCAUGUCAACAACAGCUUAAAUCGCAGUAUAAAUUCCAGUACAAGUCUGACAUCAGCAAAUGCAACUACAUCUCAUACAGAGGCUACGAAUCAUACAACACCAAAGGCUUCCUCUCAUAUUGAAAAACAUAUACCGAAACCCAAACCAACCGUGACAACGGUUGAUGGACCAGAGCCUAAUGAAUCUAGAUUAUUGUCAUCACGAUCAAAGAACCCUCCACUGGGAAUGCCAAGAAAGAUUGAUUAUAUCGUUCCAGUGAUUAUAACGAUUAUUGCUUUACCAAUAUUGGGUGCUGUUAUUUUUGUACUGUACAGACGCGGUCGAGAUUGCUGGGAUAAGAGACACUAUCGAAGGAUGGAUUUUCUGAUUGACGGAAUGUACAAUGAUUGAUGAGCAUAAUCGUGUGAGAAAAUUUCCGUUUUCCGCGAUUAAAUGGAUGUGUAGUUACGCAAGAGGAAAUCCAAUCAUCUAUUUCCGCAUUCUUCCACUAUUGUAAAUUUGUAUAUAUUCUCUCGAAACAGUCAACAUAGCAUUGGUUCCUUCUCACAUAUAAUAAUGCCCAAAUGACAAUAUAUGUAUAUUAUUAAAAGGGCUUGACAUAUUUUGCUAUUCAUAAUUUUAUAAUAUCUGAAUUUGAUAUGCCAAAAUGUCUAAAAACUUAUAUAAUUUUUAUACUAUUGCCGUAAUAGGUAAUGAAA
This is a messenger RNA of Nylanderia fulva, 1551 nucleotides long. RefSeq lists its product as uncharacterized. NCBI's taxonomy places the organism in Eukaryota, Metazoa, Arthropoda, Insecta, Hymenoptera, Formicidae. The record is from RefSeq and is a predicted model, not a curated record.